UCUACCACCAGGCUCCGUCUUAGCGAGCGAGCGACCCCUCCCGUAUGGCCCACGAUGCUCACAGGUACCUAGCCUCGCUCCUCUCCAGACCCUUCCUGAGGUUCCAACGCAAGACCGAGCUCCUGGCUUACUUGUUCCUGUGCGUGUCUAAGAUGCCCUUCAUCCCGCCUGUGUUGUCGGCGGGACCGGGCAGCAAGGCGGAAAAGGCAGUGGCGCCCCCCAAAGAAAGCGCCUCCAUAAAGGAGCGCCUGGAGUCCAACUUAAGGCAGCUGGGCAAGAAGAGCCCACCACGGAGCCAUCUGCCCACAGCCACCAGGGGAGUACCAGAACUCAGGAAAAAGGGCGCCUCGCCAAGGUUGCCCCAGGAGAGUGUCCCUGCAUUGAGCUCCGGAGAAUCAUUAGCAAAGACCCACCAGAUCCGCCAGGUGAGAACCAGAGGAAAAGCCCAUCCAGAGGAAACCCGAUUCACGCUGACCCUAACCCCUGAGGCAGUCCUGCUGCUGCAGAGGCGCAACAACAACAAUAACUCUGUUUCCGCAAGCGUCACGGAUUCCAGGCGACCUAGGAGGGCCCACCACUCGGCACCCUCCCCGUCACCACGGCUCCACGGUCGGGCGGCAGCCAUCAGGACUCGCUAUGACGUGAGUUCCAUGGUGAAAGUGUCGCUGCUGAAUGAGCGGCACCGCUACGAUGACGUAGAGUACGAGGACGACGAGGACCAACGGGGCGCUGGGGUGGAUGAACGUGUGGUGCUCAAGUGCACCGAGUGGCUGCGGGGGCUGGAGAACGCACCCGAUACGGUGGGACGUAAAAAGACCACCACUGUUAAAAGUUUCUGAACUCUACUUUGAAACCCGACCCUUGGCUUUAAACCUUGACAGCUGCAAGUUAACUGAUAGGAUGUAAGACUAUUAUGAAAACAGCAAAUAUUUGCUUUAUUUGGAAACAAAGCUUUAAAACCUUACCCUGGCUAAGACACACUUGAAUCCCCAAUUUGAA
Messenger RNA from Syngnathoides biaculeatus (alligator pipefish), 999 nucleotides. RefSeq names its product proline-rich protein 18-like. The transcript has 2 exons. The record is from RefSeq and is a predicted model, not a curated record. Lineage: Eukaryota; Metazoa; Chordata; Actinopteri; Syngnathiformes; Syngnathidae. The coding region runs from base 45 to 839 and encodes 264 amino acids.